Messenger RNA from Naegleria fowleri, 2151 nucleotides. RefSeq lists its product as uncharacterized. The record is from RefSeq and is a predicted model, not a curated record. The coding region runs from base 1 to 2151 and encodes 716 amino acids. The transcript is spliced from 6 exons. NCBI's taxonomy places the organism in Eukaryota, Heterolobosea, Eutetramitea, Acrasida, Naegleriidae.
AUGGGUGAUGAGAAGAGAACUUGCAAAAACAAUACAAGAAAUUCCGAAUAUAAUCAUAAUUAUUCCACCAAACAAGCUCAAAUUUCUCGAGAAGUGGACGCGUUGGGAGAGUUGAGCGGUGGAUUGAGACGAUUUCAUUUUUUGGUGUUGAUGAAUGAAUCUCCAAUUGAUGAUUUAGUGGAUAUUUUUCCUUUAGCAUUUGUCCAUAGGACCAUCGGAGAGAAGAUUUUGAAUAACAGAUAUUUGUGGAAUGAUGAUAUCACCCUUGAUCUCUCUGCCUUUACAAAUUCCGAUCGAUUGUUUAAGUAUUUAAACAGAAUGAAUCAUAGCUUGUCUGAUGAGAAUUUAUUUACCUAUGCUGAACGAGAGAAAUUGAAGAUAACCAUUGACUUUUUAGAAGCACUUGGAUUAGCGGAGCACAUUAAAAAGCUCAAAACUUUCCCUUCAGUUACCAAUUUAGUGUAUUGCAGUAGCUUCAAUAAGGGAAAUAGAUAUGAACCUUUAAAUAUUUCGAACCAAUCUGCUUGGAAAAAUCUAGAACACGUCAGCGUGUAUUUUGAUAGUGAUGCAUUAAUGUCAUUUAUCAAAACUCACAACACCAUUUCUUCAUUUUCAUUUUCUCCCAAAUUUUCAGAUUCGAAUUUUCUUAAAACACUCACAACAGAUUUAUCUCUUCUGAGAAACAUACAAACAAUUGAUAUUGACUUUAAAUUCGAUCUUGAUCAAAUUGAAAAGUCUCCUCUUUUACCUAAGUUUCAGUCUCUAAUUGUUGAUCCAGUGAAAGAAUUGAAGGAAACGUUUAUUGAAACAACUUUUACUCAUUUGACAAAACUUGCUUUAGAAAAUACACAAACUGGUUCACUAACUCUGAAAAAUUUGACCUUUCCAAACCUGAAAGAACUAAAUAUUUCAUAUCCAUCUAGCACAAUGAACACAGUGCACGUUGAAAAUCUGAUCAUUCCUAAUUUAGAGAAAAUAACUUUGCAAUGUAUAUGCAUGAAUACAAGUGGGAAGAAUCAUUUUCCAAGCUUGAAGUCUCUCAAUUUUUUCCAUUGCAAAUAUGACAGCUCAUUUUGGAUCGAUAUACAGCGAUCUCUUACAACUAUUAUCCUUUAUGACAUUGAAUCUGGCGUCAUUUCAUCAAGUAAUAGGCAAGUGAUGAUUGAUGGACAUCCAUCUGUUGAAGUAGUUUUUUGCGGUAGCUUGGAGGACGUUUCAAUUUUCGAUUGUCCAUCUCUGAAAAAAGUUUAUAUUGAAAGAUGUAAGACUUGUACCCUUUGUAACAAACACUUUCACACUGUCUCAAUCCCUAGGUGUGAGGAAAAUGGACAAAUUUUUAUUGAGUGUGAUUAUUGUGGAAAAUUAAUUUUGCCAAAAGAAGCUGAGCUUGUCACAAUUGAUGUGAAAACAAUUUCAGUUCUUAAUUGCUACUAUUCCUCUGACCUUUCACGCUUCAUACCAAAAAAUAGUCACAAUAUGACACUCGAUUGGCUCGCAGAGCAUACAUAUAUCAUUGAAAAACAGCAAGUGAAACCUACAGAAAUCGACUCAAAGCCUUCCAAGUUAUUACAUUUGGCUACCAAAAUCGUCACUCAUUCACAAGAAUUCGAAUUAGGCUACACAUUGAAAAAAUAUCAGAAUUUACAAUCUUUAACUUCACCCUCUCAAUUGAACUUUUAUAACCAUAGCUACACCAGCUAUUCAUUGACUCACCUCGAGGCCCUCAUUUUGACCAGUUCCAAAGAGAUUGAUAUUAACAUGGAUCGAUUUUCAAGUUCACUAGAAGAGUUAUCAAUAACCUCAUCUACAGACGUGAAGAUCAUUGGACAAACUACAAUGACCCAUCUCAAGUUCUUUUACUUGGAGAAUGUGAAAAACCUUCAUAUUUACAUCAGACUAUCAGCCCCUAAACUGAGAGAAGUGAUUGUGCAUUCGAUUAGGAGCUUCGAUUCCAAUAAUAAUAGACGAGAACCCACUCUCCAGAUCAUCCAUGCACCCAAACUUUUGUUCAAUUAUGUAUCAUUUGGAUGUUCCUCUCAAAAUACAACAACAACAACUCCUCCCGACUCCAACCUUCCACCAAACACAGCAAUGGAUGCACCUUACAAUUAUCGUUGCAGUGUUCUUCGAUUUCCAUUCGCACAUAUAUAG